Molecule: messenger RNA, 825 nt
Organism: Racocetra persica
Lineage: Eukaryota; Fungi; Glomeromycota; Glomeromycetes; Diversisporales; Gigasporaceae
Source: the annotation of a GenBank genome assembly
CUCUUUCAAUUGAAAAUAAACUUUGGAAUGAAUUAUGUCUUGCUACGGCUAUAGGUAUUAUCGUCGAUGAAAGUACUGAUAUUGCUACAGAAUCACACAUUAUAGUUUAUGUUAGAUAUAUCUUUAAUGGUACUAUUAAAAUUCGAUUUUUAAGUCUAUUACAAAUUGAAAAUUAUGAUGCAAAGUCAAUUUAUAAUGCUAUAAUUCAACCAUUUGUUUCUAAAAAUGGAGCAAGUGUAAUGCAAGGAAAAAUUAAUGGAGUUGCAGCACGAAUGGCUCAAAUAAACCCAUAUAUCUUUACUACACACUGUAUAGCACAUAGAUUAUCAUUAGCUUGUGAGUUUGCUGAAAAGCAAGUAGAAUUAUGCCAAUAUUCUAAAUCUUUAUUAAAGAAAGUAUAUGCUUUUUUUAAUCAUUCUAACAAACGGGUUCAAUUAUUAGUUAAGCAUCAAGAAAUUCUUAAUAAGCCUAUUUUAAAAAUUCCAAAAAUAUUUGAUAUUCGGUGGCUUUCUCUAUAUGAAGCAGUAAAUAAUUUUUGCUGCUCAAUAGAACCUUUAUUAGAUACACUUCUUUAUGUUAUGACUGAAUCAAAAAAUCAAAUUACUCAACAUUCAAUUUUUGAUUUAUACUCUGAACUUUGCAAUUGGCAAACAUUAGCUUUUCUUUUUUUUCUUCAAGAUAUUCUUACUGAACUUAUGAAGUUAUGCAAAAAAUUUCAAACAAAAUUUCUUCAUUUUUCUGAUAUAUACCCUAUAAUUCAAACUACUAUUACAAAGUUAGAGCAAGAUUAUUUAUAUAUAAAUAAUAAUAAUAAUCUUAAUUUAG